This is a messenger RNA of Rhipicephalus microplus (southern cattle tick), 793 nucleotides long. RefSeq names its product MARVEL domain-containing protein sing (gene sing). The record is from RefSeq and is a predicted model, not a curated record. NCBI's taxonomy places the organism in Eukaryota, Metazoa, Arthropoda, Arachnida, Ixodida, Ixodidae. Gene Ontology annotation, cellular component: membrane.
CGGCCCCGGUGCAACGCACCCGCCGCGUUGUCGGCGCUCGGGCGCUGGUCUCAUGAGCUUCCGUACGCUGUUCGCGUGGUUAGCAUCCGCGGCGGACGACUACUCCUUGGGAAGGCUACCGAUCGGCGUUGCCCUGCAGCGUCUUUCACCGAGCGGGGAAGUUCGAAGACGGCAGUCUUUCGCGCUAGAAUAUUUCUGAUACAGGAGAAGAAAUGGACAAAGGCCGACCCGUGGUAACAAGGACAACGACCGCUAGAAGCUAUCGCACUCCGACGGCCAUUGGUGCCAGUGAUAGUGGCGAGCUUUUUUGCGGGUUCCUGAACUUGGCGGUUUUCAACACGAGGACAGGCAUCUACAAGGUCCUUGAAACGGCGCUGUCGAGCAUCUCGCUGUGCCUGAUCCUGUGGUACGGGACGCCCGUGUGGCUUUUGCUGGGACCUGCCUACCCGUUCUACCUUACAGCGGUCACCUGUUCGCUCAUGGGCUCCGCCACGUUCCUGCUGGCGUACCUCGUCUCCAGGAACACAUUCCUCGUAGCCAGGGGCACCGUGCUGGAGACGAUACAGAACGGCGUCUCCUUCCUACUCCUGGGCGGCUCGUCAGCGUUCCUGCUGGUGCAAACGUACUUCUUCCUAUGGCCAAUGUACUUGUUCAUCCCCUUCUUCCAGGCCUACCCCGCCAUGAUGGCUGCUGGUGUGCUGGGAGCAGCAGCUGCUGCAGUUCACUUCAUGGACUCGGUGCUGGCGUGCCGUAAUCUAAGGCAGUGAGCACCUGCAAAUAAACGUUUUUUUUA